Molecule: messenger RNA, 583 nt
Organism: Rattus rattus (black rat)
Lineage: Eukaryota; Metazoa; Chordata; Mammalia; Rodentia; Muridae
Gene: Fxyd1
Product: FXYD domain containing ion transport regulator 1
Exons: 9
Coding region: 16-414 (132 amino acids)
Biological process (GO): monoatomic ion transport; regulation of sodium ion transmembrane transporter activity
Cellular component (GO): membrane
Molecular function (GO): sodium channel regulator activity
Source: RefSeq, a predicted model, not a curated record
CAGGGGACAGCGUGAAUGGGUGGGAGAUAUUUAUACCCAGGGUCAGGGAGAGAGCGGGCAGGCGGCCGAGGGCAGGAGAACUGGGACUGCCUGGGUACGGAGAGACCACUGGCUGAGGUGUGUAGGGGCAGGGCAAUGGCAUCUCCCGGCCACAUCCUGAUUGUCUCUGUGUGUCUCAUCUCCAUGGCCAGUGCAGAAGCUCCGCAGGAACCAGAUCCAUUCACCUACGAUUACCACACCCUGCGGAUCGGCGGCCUCACUAUCGCUGGGAUCCUCUUCAUCUUGGGCAUCCUUAUCAUCCUUAGCAAAAGAUGCCGGUGCAAAUUCAACCAACAGCAGAGAACUGGGGAACCCGACGAAGAGGAGGGAACUUUCCGCAGCUCCAUCCGCCGUCUGUCCACCCGCAGGCGGUAAACCUCCACCUGGCUCCAGGAAACUCAGCCAGAGCCCCCUUGGCACCUGACACCUCUCCCCACCCAGCUGCUCGCCUGUGACCACCUCCAGCGUCCCCUGCAUCAGCCCUGCUUCUCGGACACCCCUUGCUGCUCAGAUCUCCAAUAAAACUCGGUUUUCCUUCUUGAUA